AUGACCACCUCUCCACCCGCAAACCGCUCCUCCUCACCCCAGCCCACACCACUCACCCCAUCUAUAUCCACCCCAUCAUCCACCCCAGCAUCCCUCACCCCCACCUCCUUCCCCACAAUCUACACCUCAAUCAGCCACACCUACGAAACCUUCUUUUCCCAGGACCCCGGUCUCCACACCUUCCUCACCUCCACCAUCACUCUCCUCCCCCCCUCCUCCCAAAUCCUAGACCUCGGUUCUGGCACCGGCCGCCCCGUCGCCUCCACGCUCUCCGCUGCCCACCACCACGUUUUCGGCCUUGAUUUCUCUGCUUCUAUGGUUGCUGUUAGUAGGGAUUCUGUGCCUUCUGCUACGUUUGUUGUUGGUGAUAUGAGGAGUUUUGAUGUUUUGUCUCUUCUUUCUUCGGGGGAGACGUUCGAUGCAGUAUAUAGUAUCCUAUCCCUCUUCACACUCUCGCGCCCCGAACUCGAAGUCAUGGGUGGAAAAUGGAAAUCUUGGGUGAAGAAAGGAGGGCUCCUUUGUAUAUGUACGAUUGCGGCAGAUGAUGUGUGUGCAAAGGAAGGAGUUGAGGGAGAGGGAGAGGGAGAGGGGAAUGAUACUGGAUUGUAUGAUGAUGAUGGGUUGUGUGUAAGGGGUGUAAAGGGAAGGUUUAUGGGGCAUGAGGUGCAAACGACGUUGUUUAGUAAGGAGGGGUGGAGAUGGCUUUUGAGGAGUAAUGGGUUUGAGGUGGUGAGUGAGAGGGGCGAUACCUAUAGGCCGCCUGUGGAGGCGGAUAGUGAUGUGGAGAUGCAUUGGUUUUUGGUUGCGAGGAGGGUUUGA
This is a messenger RNA of Sclerotinia borealis F-4128, 819 nucleotides long. The record is from the annotation of a GenBank genome assembly. Lineage: Eukaryota; Fungi; Ascomycota; Leotiomycetes; Helotiales; Sclerotiniaceae.